UUGAAGUUUAUAAAUUUGCCUAUAUUUGAUUAUUAAAGGUUAUCAUGGACCACCAGACAACUAAUUCAAUUAAGAAGAAAGAGAGUAGUGCCAAUAAGAACUCUCCUAGCAAUAUUUUUAGAGAGUCAGAACUUUGCAAGAUCUCUGAUAAAAGAGCUUCACAACCAGUUAGAAGUAACAUGCCUCACCAAGAUGAGUUACCUAUAUUAAACCUUAAAGAGACAAUGAUGGAUCAGACAGAUGAGUCUAAUGAUUUUUUAAAUAAAGACGUAUCUCUUUCAAAAUUUAACUAUACUGAUGCUGAUAUCUGCAGAAUGCUCAAGUUCAAUAGCAAGCGUAUCGAUAAAAAGCAUUUAGAGCAUAAAUAAAAAUCUAUUAGAGAACUUGUUCAAAAUUAAUUACAACUCAACCUUAAGCGCGAGUACAGAUGAAGAAGAUACAACUCCAAUGCUGUCAACUAAAGGAAGAAUGAGCCCAUAUGGAAGUCCCUGAAGAGCAAAUACAAUUAUCAAAGAGGCUAAGAACUCUCUAAAGAAGAGGAAUAAAUCUUAUAAUAGCAUCUCUUUCAGUGACAAGAAGGGAUAUAAAUAUCCUUCUCUAGAAGACUAUUCCACUAUUGUACCCAAAUACGACCGAUCUCCAGCCAAGAAGAACUCUGGUUACUAUAAAGAGGAUGAAUAUGGCACGGAUUUUAGAAGUAUGAAGUCGGUCAAAUAUGAUCCUAGAGAAGAUCGGACUAUCAAUAUUCGAAAGAAGCUCUCUAGGAAGAAGUUUGUAUUGAAAGAAAUUAUUAAAAACAAGCCUGCCAAAAAGACCAACAAGAAUGAGACUAUGCGCAAGAAUUACAAGCAAAUGUUAAAUACUGCUGACCCAACUGAGAUAUUUGAAAAGAUCAGGCUAAGAAAGAAGGAGCAAAGAUAUUUAGAGGCAAUGAAUAAUGGAAUUUUCGGAAGGUUCUCAAACAGGAAUAUACAGAAUCAGGUGAGAUCUCAACCAGAAGAAAAUUCUCAUGAUAGUUUUGGGGGUCCUUCUCACUCCUUCACCAUAGCAAAUAGAUAGGUAUAAAUAUUACCCUUGG
Molecule: messenger RNA, 1078 nt
Organism: Moneuplotes crassus
Lineage: Eukaryota; Ciliophora; Spirotrichea; Euplotida; Euplotidae
Source: the annotation of a GenBank genome assembly